AUGGCGGACGACUUGUUCUUUUUGGUAACGCUGUUUGUUAUUCUUUUGCCACAAGCCUCCAUAUGUAGCAUUCAACAUGAAAAAUUAUGGAAACGCCACUGCAUCUCGCAAGGAAACUACUCUGUUUGCAGAAACAGUUACACACAAUUAAGCCAGCAGAUUUGUAGGAUAACAGACUUAUUGAAUUUUGAAGACUGGGCCUUCAUACCCAUAAGCGUUUUGCGGCAGACUUUUCCUGUUGAUCAGGAAACGAAAAACUUUGUUAGACAAGUGCAUAAUGUGGUGUUUUCUACAGUCUAUCCUGUUCCGUUUAGACAUAAACCUUCCCUUGUAGCGAUCUCAAGCCACGUGCUAACAGAAAUACUCGAUUUGAGGACAGCUGCGGCUGCCGAAUCGUCAGCUUUUUCAGAAUUUGUAGCAGGAAAUCUGAUACUGCCAAACUCUGCUUUAUUAUCCCACAGAUACGGAGGACAUCAGGUAGGGAGCCACUAUCAAUGUACUUAACCCUUUAAGCCCCAAUAUCCACAUACAAUUUCUCCAAACUGAUCUCUAUACAUUUCCAUAAAGAAUGUGUUGAGAGAAUUUGAUAAAAGAUCAAGGCAUUAUCUCUUUGGUGAUCAUUUUAUUAAUUCUCAUAACAUAAUCUCUUGACAAUGUAUGGAUAUCGUUAGGAGAAAAUUUAUGUUAGUCACCAUUGAGACUUAAAGGGUUAAGUGUACAGCUGAACCCCACACAGCAUCCUGUUUUUCAUGAUGUUACUUUAGCAAGGUUAAGUUUCUAUGAGAAUCUGUUUAUUGGGCAAGGUUCAAGUGUCUCUUGUAUGCUUAGUGGUAUUCAUAUUAAGGGGGUUAAAUUGGAGAAAAUGUUAGGGCUUUCCUGCUGGAUGAAGAUUUCAAACUGUCCUUAAUAACAGCUGGUGUCCAUAUUACACAGGCAUCUGUAAAGUAGGGUUCAACUGUACAUGUAGAUGAUGUGUGCACUUUAAGUUACUUCCAUACCAUAUUUUGUGUUGCUACAUGUAUAGAGCUACAAUCAGUAACCAGAAGACUAGACUUGAAAACAAACAGCCAGUGAGAUGGAGUGUCACAACUCCCUAAAUUAAACUGACAUCUAGAGUCAGGGACCAUGCAGGGGGUAGGGUUGUCAGUCUGUAGCCCCCCCCCCCCCCCCCCCGUCCCCGCCCACUUUUUCGGAUGGUAAGAUAGGUUUUUUUUUAACUUUGGUUACCCAGAUCUGUCACUUACCACACAAACAAAACACACCACAAACAGAGAGCAGACAAACUUACUUUGUCUUGUAGCUGUUGCCAAUUAGUUGGUAGUUCCUAAUGACAAUCGGAAGGGCAACUUUGGCACCUUCAGAGAAUCCGACUUAAAAAUGUCCGGCUGACACUCAACCGUCGCGUGUGUUGGGUUUAGCGUCAAAGUCUAUUCGUUUAAAUUUCAGUCUAAUGUGGGGGCUAGGUUGUAACUUGUUGAUUUAAGUGCCGAUGUAAUAAUUAACAAAUUUGUAUUACUAUUGGCAGGUUUAGAUGUAUUUAUAGCCAUUUCAGAAGACUUAAAUUUAAAAUUUUCUCGGGAGAGCAUACCCCCAGAUCCCUCUAGUUUGCUCACGCUUACACAUUUGCAUUAGUUCCCCCCCCCCCCACUUCUCCACUUGAAAAUCUGCUCCAUGGGAGAAUUGAUCCUUCCCAUUUUGUAGACACCUUCUUUGAUUUUCUAUAGGCUGGACACCUCUUUGUAAAUAUGGUCCAAACUGUGUACAUUUGCUGGCACUUACUCACCUUUAUCAAUGACUGGUCAGUUUCAGCUCAAUAUAUGCUCUAUUACUUAAAAUUAAGAUUAUUGGUGACCCUCUUAUUUGUUUUUAGUUUGGUGAAUGGGCGGAUCAACUUGGGGAUGGGCGGGCAGUACUGCUGGGAGAGUACAUCAACAGGUAAUAAAUACAGCUGUAGGUUCGGCCUAAUAAAGCACCAUAAAACAGCUAGCAUUGCAGGGUAUGUAUACUUGGCACCAGCUGUGCAGAGCAACAGCUAUCACAUACCUAGUUUGGAGCUGGUGGUACGUUGCUUAAUACAUUACAAAGAUCUUAACAUUUUAUGGCAUUUGCUGCCAACAAUCUUAAGACCUCGCUUGCUGCUUGAAGCUAUGCCAUGGUAAAUCUUCAAUAUAGAGGCAAAACCAAGCUGUCUGUGGCUGCCAAUGACUGGCUGAUAAUGCUGUAUAAUAAUUAACAUUAUUAUAUGGUAGAGAUAAAAUGUCAACCUUUACCAUGUAACAACAAUUAUUGCACACAGUGUCAUAUUUUUAUUGUUUAGAAAAGGUGAGAGGUGGGAACUUCAGUUGAAGGGCUCUGGCAAAACUCCAUACUCAAGGUAUUGUUACAGCUAGUGCUUAAGCUUUACACUUAAAAAUUAACUGUCGAUAACAUACUUUUUUGGGUCGUGUUUAUUUAUUAGUGAAGAGAAAAUAAUUGUAAGCUGUGUGCAAAUUUAUAAGAAAUUCUACUGACUGGGGUUUGCAAAACUUAACAAAUUCAAAAAUAUUUAAGGCUUGUUUUAAAUCAUCCAUGUUGCCAAUUGACAAUUAUCCAUGUCUCACUUUAAACCUAAUAAAUGUCAUGUCUUAUAAAUAUAACAGCCUUUGUCUGCUUAAUACCUGUGAUGGGUCUUUAAUAACAUCUAAUUAAAUGGUUAAUAAUGAUCCAUAACCUAUCAGACUGUGUUCAGCCACCUUAAUACUUGUUACUAGCUGAUAUCAUCAUUAUAGGAAUUUCAUUUUUUAUGGACCCUCUCAAAAAGGGAGGCUAACAAGAAUCAUGAGCUUAAAUCAGAAAUAACAUUGAUCUUAUGAUAUGAAGUUGUUACUUUAAUGCAUUAAUUAAGCUUCAGUUGCCUUUCCAGUACCUCUUUGUUUCAUUCAGGCAUGGUGAUGGUCGAGCAGUCUUAAGAUCGUCUGUGCGGGAGUUCCUUGCUAGCGAGGCCAUGUUCCAUUUGGGUGUGCCCACAAGUAGAGCGGCCAGCAUUGUUGUGAGUGAGGAUAGAGUAUGGAGAGAUCAGUUUUAUGACGGACACCCUAUGCGAGAGAAAGGUAACAGUAUUUCAUAAAGUCAUAUUUAUAAUAGGAAUGUUAAAUUUUGUAAUAAUAUCAUUAUAGAGGAAUAAAAUAUAUUAGAACUGUGGGGUGAAAAAUCAUUAAUUGGGCUUCAUUUUUACAAAUUUUCUCUUUCAAUCAAAGUAUUCCUGCCAAUACAAUAGCCUCUACUAACUAUACUGAAAAACAAUUAUCGCUUAAAAAUUUUGCCAAAGAAAAUUAUUGUUCAAGAAAGAAAUACUGGACAUCAUAUGUCAUAAAUAGUAUGACUUAAAAAUAUCAUAUUUCUUUAAAAUUUUGCCAAAGGAAAUUAUCGUUCAAGAAAGAAAUACUGUCAUAUCAGAAAUAGUAUGUCUUGUAGACAGCAAUCCAUAAUUUGACAAUCAUGUUAUGUAAGGUAAUUGUGAUAAUUAUGUGAUACGUAGUACAGACUGUACAUGUGAUGAAAUAUUCUAAACCAAUACUACUCCCUCCUACAUGUACCUUCUCCACCUUGUUUCAGUUGUUCAACAUGACAGUAGCUUUAAAGGGGCGGUGGAAACAAAGAAAACAGAUUAGUGAUCAUUUUUUUCUGUAACACACAGCUGCAAUUGUUCUACGUUUGGCAAAAUCUUGGUUUAGGAUUGGCUCUCUUGAAAUUUUGGCAUCCAAUGGCGAAGAAGACAUUCUGAGGUGAAGUUCCAUUUGAUUUGUUAGUUAUAUGAAGAAUUUACGACAAGGAUUACAGUUGCUUUUCUUGCUUUUAGUGUUAACGGUUAUUUCUUGAAUGCGUCCUUUUUUGUUUUCUUUAAGAAACGUUGUGGACUUUGUAAUCGAGGAACACUUUCCAGAGUUAUCGAAGAAGACUGAUAAAUACCUGGUAAGAGAGCAAUAAAGUCUUGCUUGGCUGGAUGUGUGCGAUUAGUAUAGGUAAUACCAUGAUUUGUAGUGAUAUUGGGUGUAAAUACCACAGUGAUAUUUCAAAAUUGUUACAUGUAAUUUCACGAGCCGAUAGGUGAGUGAAAUUUGAGACAAUUUUGAAAUAUCACGAGUUUCAUUUACGCCAAAUAUCACGUACAAAUCAUGCUAUUAUUUGUUUAUACUACUACCAGCAAAAGGUUUGUAAUUUUCACAUGUAGGUAUUUCAAAUUAAGCUGAAAUACCACUGCUCUAAGCCAAUCAAAUUGCAGAAAUUUCUCAUGUAGUAGUAUUAGGUUGAACCUCUCCACAACAGCCACCUUGGGGACGGAAGAAAGUGGCCGUUGUAAACAUGAAGAGGUGGCCGUCUUAAAGAACUAGGGAGCUUAAACAAAAACGACGGCGAUGGCUACGAAAACGUCACUUAAAAAGUGUAGUUGCGCUUGCGCUGUUUCAAACUUAAUCGCGCUUAUUCUAUCUCAUUCCAUUCGUCAAAUGUUGGCAAUUGUUUCUGCAAUUGAGUUCUAAAAGACUUUAUCGAAGUUCAGAAAAAGAAGAAGAAAGUCGUUGCCUUGUCUCCACAAAAGGUGAAAUUAGGCAUUUCCACGUCGGAGUCCUGUAACGACGGUAAAGAAAUAUACAAAAAAGCGUGGUGCACGUACAAAGUUGUUGUUUUGCUAAUAUAAACCGAUUGCUUUUUUGCCGUUCUCGUUGACGUCGCCGUCGUCGUUGCUUAAGCUCCCUAGUAUGUAAGAGUCCAUGCAUGGACUGGGGUCCGCCAGAAAGAAACUGCACGUUUUAGAGAGGUGGCCGUUAGUGAAGUUUCGACUGUAGUACGUGGGGAAUUGAGCAGCCAGGAAGUUCUUUAGGUUUUGUUUUCCCUUCUUUUUUCCUCAAAAGUAGCCAGUGGUCAUGCUCAUAGAAGCCGGGGCAAAUGCCUGGUCCCUGGUCCUUUGUGACAGCCCUGACAUGCACAUUCUACAGACUUGAAAUACAAUAUUGCAAUUGUUUAUUAUUUGGUUGGUAGGAAUUCUUUUCGAAAGUGGUGUCGAUGACGGCAGAACUUAUCGCCAAGUGGCAGGGAGUUGGGUUUGCUCAUGGUGAGUUACAGCAGUUGGAAAAGGUUCAACCACCUUAGAAACCGGUCGUUUGGACACAAAGUCGUUUCAUUACAAACUCAAGCAGUGAAAUUACACAAAAACUUCGACUAGUUUCCAAACUACUUUGUAUCGAAACGACCGGUAACCUUCUAUUUUUUUCUACGUUGGGUUUCGUUCGUUUCCCUGGUUUUUUCUGAGGCACCAAGAACCAUGAGAUCACUGCAUCAAAGCAAGGGCCGUACGAUGGCUGAUUGCGUUAUGAUUGCAUGAUUUGCCAGGUUCACUUCAGUAAAACUUGCUCUCUACCUUAUCAUCAUCCGUAAAAUUGCUUGCAUUUAACCCUGAGCUUCGAAAGCCCUCAGAACGGUUAACUUCUCAAAACUGUGGGUGUUCCUCAAGCACAAAAAAAUAACAUGAUAUUAGCCAUUUUAUAGACUCUUCAUAUGAAAAAGAUAGUGACGACGAGCAUCUUGUACUACAUUGACGCCCUGCACGAACGAUUUUGUUUGAAUGUUUCGGGAAUUCAUGUGUUUUGUUUUUAUUUCUUGUAGGUGUCUGUAACACGGAUAAUUUCAGCCUCCUAUCCAUCACAAUAGACUAUGGCCCGUUUGGAUUCAUGGACGAGUUUAAUCCAGGUAUACUCACGUACAUAGAUGAGCCGCUGUUCAAAAAGCUUCCUCAACCCACCCUCCUUCCCUUGUGAUACAGUUAACUCUUUCUUAACGGACACUUCGUUAAAACGGACAAAGAGUUGGUCGCUGCCGUUCUUUACGCCUUUUAGUUGACUCUCUAUAUAACAGGUAACUCGCUAAAACCGUACAUUUAAAGGUGGUCCCUGCCGUUCUUUACCCCCUGUGGUAGACUCUCUAUAUGACAGAAAACUCCAUAAAACGGAGAUUUAGAGGUGGUCCCUGCCUUUCUUUACUCCUUUUGGCGGACAUCUUUAGUUGUUUCCUGCCUUUCUUUACUCCAUUUAUUUGACUCUCUAUGUUACGGACAUCUCUGUAUUUCGGACACAGUGCCGGUUCCCAAAUAUGUCUGUUUUAUAGCGAAAGUUUUCUUUAGAAAGGUGACGCCUGUCCUUACUUUCUACUCCCGGUUACUGGUCUCUGAAUCCUUGCUUGUAUAGGAUAAACAUUUUUACAAAACCAAACCUGUGUUCGACAAACACGUUGCGUUAUGCCCUAGUUAAAAAUUGAAAACGACAGAUUAUCAAUGAGCUUUUUCUUGCUGCUGUUUCUUUAUCACACGAUUUCCAUCGUCACCGUAUCUGCGAGCAGAGUUUUUUCCCUGGCAUAGGAAGUCGUUUGCGUGGCUUAUAAGUCGCUUAGCGACUGUAUUUUUGUUGUAAGGUUUACAGUUAGUCGUCUUGCUAACAAAUUUAUUCUUAAAAAGUAAUCAGUCGGAUUUACCCACGGCAGAUUUCGUUCCCAACACAUCAGACGAGGAGCAAAGAUACAGUUACAAGAAUCAACCCGAUGUUGGAUUUUUUAAUUUGGAGAAAUUACUUCGUGCCAUCAAGCCAUUACUAGAAGAUUACAGCGCGUAAGCUGGAUAAGCUUUGUUUUUAUUAUUGGUUAAGGAAACCUAUCUUUUAUUUAUUAUAUUAUAAUGAUUAAUGUGUUUCUUGUCUGCUAAGUGCCCUUUCUACAUUUUUUUAUACGAUAAGGUCGACUUAAUGCACAAAACCCGCCCCGCCCCUCUUCUUCCCUCCCUUUUUAGUAAAAAAGUCGCGUAUUUUUCCUGUUUUUUGUCAUUAAGCAUGCUCUCCGACCGUCUUCAAUCAAAUAUUCUAGAGCGAUUGUGAAAGUAAAAACGUACCGUGGGUACGAUUUAACUUUCAAUAAACGGGAACACGACUCCUCAUUGGUUCAUUAUCCGCCCUCAAAAGUCUGCGAAUUCACUGGGAGAUACGCGACAUAUAUAUGAAGUUCAGCUUACUAACUAGUAAAUCAUGUGGUCAUCAUACAUGUAGCUUUUUUUCUUUAACUGUCACUUUAUAUAUUUUGCAGUGGAGAGAAAAUCCUCUUAAGUUACGUGGACUUUUAUAAUGAAAGGUAAUCAUAGUUUUAUUUCUUGACAUCGACAUUGGGGAGUUUUGGCAUCGUCGACGACAGCGACGAAUUAGCGUGUUCAAACUUUGUCGCGUUUGUUCCAAUUUGCUGAAAAUGUCUAAUGUAGCCAAAUUUUCCUGUCGUUUAUUUCUUGGUGACCGCACUCAAGGUUAGAAAGAGAAAGAAAAAUUCGUCGUCGCCUGUUUACGUCCUCCUCAGAACAUGAAAAUAGGCAUUUUCACGUCGUAGUCGUGCAGUGACGGCAGUAAAUGUACAAAAAAGCGUGAUGCGCGUGCAAACUCGUUGUUUUACUUAAUAAAUCCAUUGCUGUUUUGACGCUCUUGUUUCCGUCGCCGUCGUCGUUGCUAAAACUCCCUAUAGGGAACCGCUUAAGCAACGGCGACGGCAAAAAAGCAAUACAAUAUUAUAGGAAAUUAACGCUCCAUGAAAUUAAGGUAUUAGAAAUUAACGCGACUUAAAUUAACGCGAAUUUAAUGGAAAUCGACUUUCGAAUAAAGAAAAUUAAUGCGAAAGAGGAGGUAGAAUUUCAUAAUAAAGGAAAUUAACGCGAUUCAGACACAGUUGGUGGUGACAACUGGAAACAAAUUUAACACAUAUUGUAAACCUUCGCCUUAGCUUUUGUGAAAGAUGAAAAAUAAAGGGUAAAUGGAAAGAAAGAAAGCUUGUAGGUAAUGUUUUUAAGGUGUCAAGAAUGUCUGGACAGGCUCCAAAAUUGGGGAUAAAAUACUGGAAAUUAAGAGCGCAGAAAUUAGCGCUGCACUUAAUUAACGUCGCGGAAAUUAACGCUCAACAAAAUUAACGCGAAUUUUAACGAUUCGCGUUAAUUUCAUGGAGCGUUAAUUUCCUAUAAUAAGGUAUGUUUUGAUUGGCAAAACAACAACUUUGCACGUUCAUCACGCUUUUGACAACCAUGACAACCAUUUCCUCUUUCUUUUUGUUAGAAACAGCCCUUAAAAUUCAACUCCUGAAAAUAUCGCUAACGUUUGAAAAAUUAAAAUAUAUGCAGCGAUGAAGUUUGAAGCAGCGCGAAUUCACUUUUUGGGUGAGGUUUUCGCUGCCGUUGCCGUUGUGGUUGCUUAAGCUCCAUAUAAUUGACCGAGCUGCAUGGUAGCUAUAAAAGGUUGGCCUGAUCAGUGAAAGGUCCAUGGCUGUCACGAGGAUAUGGCUGUUUUAGAUCACUUCUGUGCUAAAGCUGUUACUUGGUGCCUUUACCCAGACACAAAAUGCUCCUAUAGAGUUACGGACGAGGUAACAAAUAGAUUUCAUCAGGGAAUACUAAACAUAAUAAAUUUUUAAUGGUGAUUUGUUUCGGGCAAACUGCUUUAAAUUAAAACUUGAAUAAGUUGACCCAUUCCUGCCAUGCCUGGCAACAGACGACAGUAAACAGUUUGAAAUAACAAAACUAGGCCAUUAUUUUUUGGAAUUCAAUUGAUGCGAAAAGAAGUUUUAGCUUAAUAGAAAGCUAGCAAAUAGCGUCCCUUUAAUAGGCAAUUGUUAUUGACAAACUAACUCGCCUUCAGUUGGUAGGAAUGUUCACUUUUGGUUCUUUAGCCUAGUGAUAGGCAAUUUUCUGAAAUAAAAACGCGUUUUUCAGAUUUUUGGACAUUUUUCGUCAAAAGUUGGGUCUGCUUGAGGUUGUAGACAGCGACGAAAAGCUCAUUCAUUCUUUGCUGUGGGUAAGGAUUACCAUGAGUUUUUAAAAUGCAGUCUGUUAUCUGUAGUAACGGAAUUAAGAAGUUAUAAACGUAGCGAUAACUUUUGAAACCUAUCCGAGUUAUUUCUACAAAGCUACUGCGGCUGCUGUUGCCUCUGGAUAAUACGAACGAAGGGAUAUUGGGUGAAAAAUAUGUGUAAAAACAUUCCCGCGUCUCGCGGUGAGAACAGCUCCGGCUAUUUCUACACGCCUGCAAUCGGGCUGAUUGUCGUGUGCGGGCAAGCAUAUAUACAGAGGGGUAAUGUUAAAGGCCGAUACCUAAUAACUGUUUUUGACUAAGGACGGAUAGUGCACUGAGUUUACACAAAAAUACCUUAGAUAAUUGAUCAUGGAUUUAGAUUUCAGGGAUGCUGAGAUGCCAAAAUUGAUGUUCCCAUGAAUUUUUCGUGAACUGUUUCGUUUCUCUUCAGUUAUUUUUAAAUCAAUAUAUUUUUUGUUAUUUAUUGUAAUAAAUAUCAUUAACUCCAUGCAUUUAUCUUAAUUUCAGUUAAUGUCGACCACUCGUGCGGACUUCACAAUGACUUUCCGCGAGUUAAGUGAAAUAUCCAUACAAGACUUGAUAGCAAACCGCCUUCCCUUUGAAUCGUGGGCGCUGAAGAAUCUAACCAAACACAAGAACUGGAGAGGCUGGUUAGCCCGUUAUUCUGAUAGACUUCAAUUGUAAGAAAAAGUGUUUCGUUUACUUCUUAUCAUCUCUGGUGAAUCAUUUUGCUUUCAAUGUCACAUACAAAAUCCUAGGAACUAAAGAAAGAAAGUCUGAAAGAGUCCUCGUCGGUCCUGUUUGAAAAGUUUUGAAUACGGGCUUAGCCUCUGUUGAAACGGAAAGAAGCAAUAUUGUGCAAUGUACAGUACAGGCCAUGGGAAUUGCAGCAUUUACACGCGUGUAAAUUGCGUGUAACAAUGCGGAUUUACACGCAAAAUACACGCGUGUAAAUUUUUUAAUCGCAUGUGAACAUUUACACGUAGCUUAAAUUACACGCAAGAUGCGUGUAUUUUUCCCUUACUUUUACACGCAAGUUGCUGUAUUUUUUUCAAUUGCAGAGCUAAAAGAAAUCGUAAGAUGCUGAUCGUUCACAAUCGCUUUACAUUUAAUUGUGCACUUAACAAACGAAAGCCUGUCACUAGAACUUUACGUAUCCGGUAUAUUUUAAUUUUUCUUAUUGCCCCGGUGAACAGGAGCCCAUACCCUGUAGCAAGCAACUGCCUUCCUCGGCUUCUAUCGCAGAGUUUUUUAGCUACAAUUAAGAACGCUUUUCCCCUCGGAAAUGGAAGCUCCCCUUCGUUUGUGAGCGCGUUUGAAGUAUUAGUUAUAAAAAGGGCAUACUAAUCACAAUUAAAGAAUUAAAAUACCAGUUUUAGGUCUGUAGGUUUUGCUGACUGGUUUGUGAUGAUGAACUAAAUCCGCGCCAAAAUCCUUUGUAAACUAAACGUGCCUGUGAAAACGCCGCAGCACGAGUACAUGAAAGUUGCUCACUCCCGACCAGGUUAUGGCCUUCUGCUUCGGUACAUAAAUGAUAUUUUGCAAAAUGAAGGUUUGGAUUGUCUUCGGUUUUUCUGUUUGAUUUUUUUCUCUAGUUGAGGUAAAGGUUUUUCGAAAUAUUGGAUACAUAUCGCUGAAUAGCAUUUCGUUAACAUUUACCAAAUUGAAGCAGUUUCAAUCUUACAGACACGUUAACCACGCACGCGUGAAAGUGAGGUGAUGGAGGCUUCCUUUAAUGGCACUCAUUUUGCUUUAUCACAAAUCGUCUCGCGCGGGAUUUUGAUGCUGAAAGGAAAUACUAACUAACAGGCAAAAAUGCGCAAAGCUCGUUAUUAUUGAAAUUCUCUCUUUCUUUUAAUUAGAAAUGGUGAUCUGGAUUCUGAAAAAAAGAGGAGUCAACGGAUGUUAAGUACGCUCCAGUCAUUAUUUUUAUCCUUUCAAUACGCUUCUUUAGACAGGUCAAAAGUCAGCUUUUAUAGCGAGGCUUACAGGACCCAAACAUUGAAAAUCCAUUUUUUUUAUCCUUCUGACCUCACCAUGAAGUUGAAUAUCGAAAGAACCGUCUCUAUCUCGCAUCGUUUUAGCAAACUUUGAAUACUGAAAACGUAACUUCAUAAAGCUAAGGCUGCACUGGAAGGUAGUGAAGUUAGUUAAUGCGGUUGAUCUCAUGGCUUGCUGUUGAAAAUCUCUUUAACGUGGCCCAUUCUCAUUUCAGAAAUAAAUCCUCGUUAUGUACUGCGCAAUUGGAUGGCUCAAUCAGCGAUACAAAAAGCAGAGGAGAAUGAUUUUUCAGAGGUUAGAAAUUUUUGAGUUUUUUUUUGUGUGUGUUUGUUACAAUGAAGACUGUCUUUCGAUUGGCUUAAUUGGUACAUCUUUAGAAUAUCUUUAAUUUGUAGUUGAACAAGUUGUACACUUGUCGAGGCCCAGAGGAUAAAAGAAAGUAAUUGAAGGGCUCAAAACAUUACUUGCUAACUAACUUUACUUUGGCUAACAGCUUAUACCAGAUGUGUCGCGGCGAAUUGAAGUUUUCUUCCCCCAGUCGGGCUGUCUUUGACGCCCCUAAUCCUGGUCUUGCUUGCGCAUCCUUUUAUUUCAGUUAUAGCUUUACAGCAUAGUGUUGUAUACUUGCUUCGCAAGCUGGCUGGUGUUAAUUCUUGUUAUUUGCCUGACCCAUUUAGAAUUCUCUGUUUUUCUAUGUGGUGUUAUAUCGAUUUCGAUCCUACCACUUCUCUGAUCUUCUUAUAAUUUCUGAUCUUGUCCCACCGGGUCUUGUUGGCGGCCCUGCGCACUGCGCACCUUCGCAAGUGUCGACCUUGAGCUUUAGUCUUUUUGUGACUAUAUGUUGUUGUUAUGUAUUUUCAAGCCAUUAUUGUAACUUAAUUUAAUAAACUUUUUUUCUUGAAGGUUCAGCUGCUUCUUGAAGUUUUAACGAGACCUUUUAAUAAACAAGUAAGCUGCAGAGUAAAUUAGUUAAGACGACUUUUCUUUGUGGGCUGCAGUGAAACGUUAAUCCCCCACCCCUCGAGAAAUUUUCAAUCGUUCAUUAACUUAAAGGAGAGUGAGGCCUAGCUCAAACGUCGAAAUUUUCAUGAGACGAACCGGCAAUUUUAGUGAGUUAAGUUAAUGAAAAGUUCGACGUCUGACUCAGUUAAGUUCGUCUGAAUGAGUUUGGAUCGUCCAUCAUGUCCUAUCCGUCUCCUUCAGACGUAUAGAACGUCUGAAGAUCGUCUCCGGGACAAACGUCGAACUUUACAUUAGAUGAACUAGACUGAUGUAUUAAAAAUUUGUAUAAUAAUGUAUAUUUAGCCUCGUUCGAGAGAAAAUUUAUUACUGAACGCACGCUGGCCGGCCAAAAUUGCUUUUUGGUCGGAUUCAAUUGAUUGGUUCGACGUGUCCUAAGUUCGACGUCUGGCCCAACAGACGAUCUUAACUUAAUUUACGUUUGGCCUAGGCCUGUUAUUCUUUGCAAUUGGUACGCAUGAGGCACAGUCAUUUGGGAAUUUUCUUUUAUUCCAGGUGGUCGCUGAAGUUCGUGGGUACUCGUCCCAGCCCCCGCUCUGGGCAUCUCAGCUUCGAGUCAGCUGCUCGUCGUAAUGGCUGUAGACACGUAGGUAGGCA
Molecule: messenger RNA, 12476 nt
Organism: Porites lobata
Lineage: Eukaryota; Metazoa; Cnidaria; Anthozoa; Scleractinia; Poritidae
Source: the annotation of a GenBank genome assembly